This is a messenger RNA of Medicago truncatula (barrel medic), 1717 nucleotides long. Its product is annotated as cyclin-A2-2. Gene Ontology annotation, biological process: mitotic cell cycle phase transition. The record is from RefSeq and is a predicted model, not a curated record. NCBI's taxonomy places the organism in Eukaryota, Viridiplantae, Streptophyta, Magnoliopsida, Fabales, Fabaceae. The coding region runs from base 164 to 1432 and encodes 422 amino acids. Gene Ontology annotation, molecular function: cyclin-dependent protein serine/threonine kinase regulator activity. The transcript has 12 exons.
ACUAUUACGGUCACGCUCAGCUUUUAAUAUUAUCACUACUAUCACACUCUUUUUUUCUUCUUCUACUUCCACACACUUCAUCUCUGUACUUCACUUUCUCUCUCAUCUUCUCUCUCUCUGAAUUUUCCAUGAUAUAUUACAAGCUCUGAAUAUUCAAUAUAUCAUGAGGGAGAGCAAAAUGGACAAAGAAAAUGGUGUGAAUGUGAGGGUGACUCGAGCAAGGGCAAGAGCUUUGAAGGAGCCUUCAAGAAAUGAACAAGCUGUUGUUGUUGGACUCAAAGAUGUGACCAACAUUUCUGCAAAAUCACAUAAGCGUACUCAUACAUCAAAUUUUCAGAAGAAAGAAGGUUCUAAGAAGAGAAAGACCAAUGUAGCUUCAGAAGAUGAUGUCUCCUUGCAAGUUUGGACAAUCAAAGAGGAUGCAAAGAAAGAGUUAGCUAAAGAUUCUUCAACAUCAACAAUGACAAAGAAAGAGUCCCUGCAAGUGCAGCCUUCUGUGGAAAAUUCCCUGCUUUCAAUGCAGGACACACUAAACUCUCCAAAUACAGAGAUAAAUUUGAUAUGUGAGAAACUAAGUGCCUCAGUUGGGUUGGGAAUUGUGGACAUUGAUUCAAAGUUAAGGGAUUCUCCUAUUUGGACUUCAUAUGCCCCUGAUAUAUACACUAAUAUUCAUGUCAGAGAGUGUGAAAGGAGGCCAUUAGCCAAUUACAUGGAAACUUUGCAGCAAGACAUCACUCCCGGCAUGAGGGGAAUUCUGGUUGACUGGCUUGUGGAGGUUGCUGAUGAGUUUAAACUAGUUCCAGACACACUUUACCUUGCUGUGAAUCUCAUUGAUCGAUUCCUUUCCCAACGUUUGAUUACCAAACGAAGGCUGCAGUUGCUUGGUAUUACUUGCAUGCUGAUUUCAUCUAAGUAUGAAGAGAUUUGUGCUCCUGGAGUUGAAGACUUUUGCGUCAUCACAGAUAAUACAUACUCCAGACAAGAGGUAUUGAAAAUGGAGAAAGAGGUUCUAAAUCUUCUGCAUUUUCAAUUAGCUGUUCCCACAAUCAAGACAUUUCUCAGGAGGUUUAUCCAAGUAGCACAAACUUCUUCCAAGGUUGCUCAAGCUGACCUGGAAUUUCUGGCAAACUAUUUAGCAGAGCUAGCACUUGUUGAAUACAGCUUCUUGCAGUUUCAACCUUCCAAGAUAGCUGCAUCUUCUGUGUUACUUGCAAGAUGGACCCUCAACCAGUCAGAGCAUCCAUGGAAUCCAACUCUGGAACACUAUACAAAUUACAAAGCAUCAGAGCUGAAAACUACUGUCCUUGAACUAAUAGAUUUGCAACUUAACACCAAACGCUGUCGUCUCAAUGCAGUACGUGAAAAAUAUCAACAUCAGAAGUUCAAUAGUGUGGCGAAUUUGUCUCCGAAACCGGUGGAAUAUCUUUUCUAGGAUCAACUGUAGAAGCUAGAGACUAGAAAAUGACUUUAGUUGAGAUUAUGUCUGAUUGCAGUUGUUUUGCCUUCAAAUUGUUGUUACGGGCUAUUUCGUAGUUGUGACUUGUAGGAUGGUACCAACCUCUGGUGCUUCUUGAUCUACUAGCAGUGAAUUAUAAAAUGACAGUAGAAAACUGUAUUAAUAAUAUGUUACCUUUGUAUUGUAACAAACAAUCAUCCUUAUUUAUGUUAUAAUGAACAAAAACAAUUGUCCUAAUAUUGUUUAGUUUUGCUUCUUUUA